AUGUUUAGUAUAGUUUUGUGUAUUCUAUUAUGUUUUGUGUUUAAUUUCUGGUGGAAACGAAAGUGUUAUGAUCCUCAUGGCCCUCCAAUACAUCCUGGUGCGCUACCUAUCAUUGGAAAUGCCCAUCAAUUCCUUGGAGACGGUUUAAAAUUAUGGAAGUUUUUGAAAGAGCUUUCUUACUUUAGCCUGAAAUGCGGCGGAGUGUCUACUGUGUACUUGGGGCCGUUGCACCGUAUUUACAUUGUAACUGAUCCGGACGAUUGUCUGACAUUAUCCAACGCCUGCCUCGAUAAGCCGUUCAUUUACGAUAUCGUCAAGGAAUGGGCUAACAACGGGUUGAUUACCGCCGAUGUAUCAAUAUGGAAACCUCAUAGAAAACUUCUAAAUCCAAUGUUCAACCAGAAGAUACUGCAUGAAAAUUUAGAAAUAUUUAAUAGCCAAGCUAGGAGGCUGGUGGAACAAAUGUCAGUUGAAUUGGAAAAAGGGAAAUUUGCUACACACAAAUAUAUAGUUAGCAACAGUCAGGAGACCGUUUGCCAAAUCAUAUUAAACUUAACAAGUGAUACAUUUGAUGAUGUAAUUAAGGGUUACAGUAAAGCAACUCAAGAUUUACUCGAUGUUUUUAUUGCAAAAUCGCAAAAGUUAUGGUUACAUAUCCCUUUUAUCUUCAAAAGAAGCAGUUACAAGAAAAAGCUAGACAGAUCGAUUGAAAUAACCACCGCAAUUCUAAAUCGGGUAAUUCAAAAUCAGAAAGCUGAGCUAAAAAAAAGUAACUUUACAGUAAAUCCUAACAGAGCAGUAACAUUCUUGGACCUUAUGCUAACACUACAGGAAACCCAAGGCUCAUUUACAGAUGACGACAUCAGAGAACAUUUAGACCAACUUGCGUUUACUGCGUUUGACACUACUACAGAAACUUUGACAUUUGGCUUAAAAUUGAUUGGAUCAAAUGAACGUGUACAACAGCGAAUUUAUGAAGAGUUAAAAGAAGUCCUCGGAGAUACAAACGCAGACGUAAGCAGAUACGAUCUACCUCAAUUAGUAUAUUUAGAUGCUGUAGUUCGAGAAAUUUUGAGGACAUAUAGUACAGUACCUUUUGCUGCAAGGAAAAUUCUCAAGGAUAUUAAGUUAAAAAACUAUACUCUCCGUGCGAACAGUAUUGGGGCUAUUUCUGUUUUUGGUAUCCAUCGUCAUCCAAUAUGGGGGGCUGACGUUGAAGAGUUCAGACCAGAGCGGUGGUUGGAACCUUCUCUAGCUUUCAAUGACAACCCUAGUUUGUUUGCUGCAUUCAGUCUAGGGAAGAGAAAUUGCAUAGGAAAAUGGUACGCCAUGAUAUCAAUAAAGACAACUCUUGCUCACUUGCUGAGGCAUUACCGUCUUUACGCAGACGACAAGAAAAUGACGGUAAAAUUCGAUGUUUCAAUCCGAGCGAUCGCUGGACACGAAAUUAGUUUAGAAAGGAGAUAA
Molecule: messenger RNA, 1467 nt
Organism: Arctia plantaginis
Lineage: Eukaryota; Metazoa; Arthropoda; Insecta; Lepidoptera; Erebidae
Source: the annotation of a GenBank genome assembly